Molecule: messenger RNA, 2115 nt
Organism: Aspergillus ruber CBS 135680
Lineage: Eukaryota; Fungi; Ascomycota; Eurotiomycetes; Eurotiales; Aspergillaceae
Gene: hcsA
Product: homocitrate synthase
Exons: 5
Coding region: 314-1747 (477 amino acids)
Cellular component (GO): mitochondrion
Molecular function (GO): homocitrate synthase activity
Source: RefSeq, a predicted model, not a curated record
AAUAGAAAGCAAUGACUCACUAAGCUGAAGCGCAGGAUUGUCAACUCCCCACACGGCGCUGAAAUUUUCGCAUUUGCCGCACUCAGACCGCCCGCCUUUUUUAAACUCGACCCUCUUUUUCUUCUCGUCCGGCCGAUGACUCUUCUUCGUUCCUAGCGAAUUGCGAUUACCAUUUCUAUUAUUUAAACUAUUUCGAAGUCGUCGAUUGUGAUUCAUUUCUUCGAACUUUUCUACUUUUGUUUCUUUUCUUUACCCUGAACGUUGAUAUCUCCCAUAUAUACUUCCCCUCUCCACUACACUUUUCUUCCACACAAUGUGUCCCGGUGCAGACCAAGAGCCCAAUGGGCAUGCCAAUGGGCAUGCCAAUGGUGCCGGUACCGCUGGUGUCAACCAGAGUGUCAACGGUGAUGCCUCCUCGCACCCCGGCUUCACUGGCGUCGAAACUCGCCAAAACCCUCACCCCUCCAGCUCUCGUAACCCUUACGGCCACAAUGCCGCUGUUACCGACUUCCUGAGCAACGUGUCGCGGUUCCAGAUCAUUGAGAGCACCCUCCGUGAGGGUGAGCAGUUCGCCAACGCCUUCUUUGAUACCGAGAAGAAGAUUCAGAUCGCCAAGGCUCUCGAUGACUUCGGUGUUGACUACAUCGAGCUUACUAGCCCUUGUGCUUCGGAACAGUCGAGACUUGACUGUGAGGCUAUUUGCAAUCUCGGUUUGAAGGCCAAGGUUCUCACCCACAUCCGUUGCCACAUGGACGAUGCUAGAAUCGCUGUUGAGACGGGUGUUGACGGAGUUGACGUCGUUAUUGGUACUUCGUCUUACCUCCGUGAGCACUCUCACGGCAAGGACAUGACCUACAUCAAGAACGCUGCCAUCGAAGUCAUCGAGUUCGUCAAGUCCAAGGGCAUUGAGAUUCGUUUCUCCUCUGAGGACUCGUUCCGUUCGGAUCUCGUUGACCUCCUUUCCAUCUACUCUGCUGUUGACAAGGUCGGUGUCAACCGUGUUGGUAUUGCUGACACUGUUGGUUGCGCCUCUCCCCGCCAGGUCUACGAGCUUGUCCGUGUCCUGAGAGGUGUUGUCAGCUGUGACAUUGAAACUCACUUCCACAACGACACUGGAUGCGCUAUCGCCAACGCCUACUGUGCCCUCGAGGCCGGUGCCACUCACAUUGACACCUCGGUCCUCGGUAUUGGUGAGCGUAACGGUAUCACCCCUCUCGGUGGUCUGAUGGCCCGUAUGAUGGUUGCCGACCGCGACUACGUCAAGAGCAAGUACAAGCUCGAGAAGCUCAAGGACAUUGAGGACCUCGUUGCCGAGGCCGUUGAGGUCAACAUUCCUUUCAACAACUACAUCACCGGUUUCUGUGCUUUCACCCACAAGGCUGGUAUCCAUGCCAAGGCCAUCCUGAACAACCCCAGCACCUACGAAAUCAUCAACCCUGCCGACUUUGGCAUGUCCCGCUAUGUUCACUUCGCUUCUCGCCUGACUGGCUGGAACGCCAUCAAGUCGCGUGCCCAGCAGCUCAACAUCGAGAUGACCGACAACCAGUACAAGGAGUGCACUUUCAAGAUCAAGGCCCUUGCUGACAUCCGGCCCAUCGCUGUCGAUGAUGCCGACAGCAUCAUCCGCGCUUACUACCGCAACAUCAAGUCGGGAGAGAACAACCCCCUUCUAGACCUGACUGCCGAGGAGCAGGUUCAGCUUGCCGCCAAGGAGAAGGAGUUGGCCGAGCAGGGCAACACCUCAUAAAGUGGUAAAGUCGACACCAUUUUCUAUAUUGCAUAUCUUUCAUUUAUCAUGUUCCAUAUACGUCUGUUUUCAUUUUUUCUUGCUUUUUUAUUGGUCAUGUAUUGCGCUCCCAGCGACUCUCCGUCUAGGGAGAGAUGUGAAUUUUGAUGAUUUGAUGCUUUAUGUGUUCUGGGUAUAUUCCAUUGUGUAUUUAACGGGGAUGGGGAGUUCUAAAAGUCUUCGAGAUGGUCAUAAAAGAAUGAGACAAGGGAAUUUUAUAACGGAAAAUGACGCGAGAGACUGGUGUUCAGAGGGCUUAUCUAUCCUGUAUAUAGCAGGUUUUGAGUGGCUAUAUUAGCAUUUAAAUUUCAUGCUUUAUCACGCUCGUC